GGCUGUGGGGGUGGUGCCCAGGAGGAAGGGACUCCCAGGAGCGGGGGAGACCCCCAAAAGUGUGGGGCCAAGGAGGGGGGGGCUGUGCCCAGGAGCGGGGAACCCCCAGGAGUGUGAUUUUGCAUGGGGCACCCCUCGGAGCUGGGUGAAGAGUUUGUAGGGGGUUGUGGCCCGGUGGUCUCCCCCCGACACCUGGGGCAGGUGGGUGCCAGGAGAGAGGAGAAGCUCAAGGGGUGAGGGCCUGAGUGAUCUGGGGUCUCUAAAAGAAAGAGGUGGAGGAACAGUGAGGGUAGGCACCCUGCUUCCCCCGCUCCUGCAGGUGUGUGGCAUGAUGAGUUCCCCUGGCAGGGCCAGCAGCGCGUUUCCCCUGCACGUCCUGGUCUGGAAUAAUGACUACAGGCGGCUGGACGAGGAGCUGCAGGACAAGUAAUGUUCUCGCCUGUGAAAGUUUGCCAUUAAAUAAGGAUCGUUCUGCGUCUUGUUAAGUCUGAGACUGCAGUUCACACCUGUGAAGUGCUGUUUCCUACCUCAAGUACUUUAUACUUUAUAGAUGCUCUUCUGUUUCAAAUCUCUAAGCUAAUAGUGAAAAAUAUGUAAGGAUGUUGAUCAACGUGAUCCUCGAGGCCGGACCUUGUUGCACCUUGCUGUUUCCUUGGGCUAUAUAGAAUCUGCCAAAGUCCUCCUUCAACACAAGGCAGACGUAACUAAAGAGAAUGCACAGGGAUGGACAGUUUUGCAUGAGGCUGUCAGUACAGGAGAUCCAGAGAUGGUACAAAUGAUUCUGCAGCAUCGGGACUACCAGCAGACUUCUAUGACACUUGGAGGAGUUCCUGAAUUACUCCAAAAGAUUAAUGAGACCCCUGACUUUUAUGUGGAAAUGAAAUGGGAGUUCACUAGCUGGGUCCCACUGGUUUCUAGAGUUUGUCCGAGUGACGUCUGCCGCAUCUGGAAAAGUGGUGCCAAGCUGCGUGUCGAUAUCACUUUACUGGGCUUUGAAAAUAUGAGCUGGGAGAGAGGAAGGCGUAGUUUAAUUUUCAAAGGAGAAGAUACUGGAGGCUGGGCAGAACUAAUUGAGAUAAAUCAUGAUGAUAAGUUUGUUACAACGGAGCGUUUUGAGAUUUCCCAACACAUGAAGCGUUUGACAUUGGGAUCUAUGACACCAAAAAGAAAAGAUGUGGAAAGACGCCUUACCUCUCCAAUUAUUAAUACAUGCCUUGAUACAAAAAAUAUUGCUUUUGAAAGAACCACAUCUGGAUUCUGGGUAUGGAGGACAGAAAAAGCAGAAGGCGUAAAUGGUUAUGAAGCAAAGGUAUACAUUGCAAACAAUGUGAAUGUGGUCACAAAAAUACGAACGGAACAUUUAACAGAAGAGGAGAAGAAAAGAUAUAAAGCUGACAGGAACCCCCUGGAAUCAUUUCUGGGUACGGUGGAGCACGAGUAUGGUGCUCAGAGUACGACCAAGACGACAGAGUAUGCCACAAGUAAUAAUCCGACUGCUAUUACUCUGGAAGAAUACUUUGACCCAGAAUUUGAUUUGAAAGGUAGAGACAUAGGAAGACCGAAAGAAGUCACCAUUCGAACGCAGAAAUUUAAAGCAACCUUGUGGAUGAGUGAAGAGUUCCCCUUGUCUCUGAUGGAACAAGUCACUCCAAUCAUUGAUCUGAUGGCCAGAACUAGCGCUCAUUUUGCCAGACUUAGGGAUUUCAUCACUCUGGAAUUUCCACCAGGAUUUCCUGUCAAAAUUGAAAUUCCCUUAUUUCAUGUGCUGAAUGCCCGAAUUACAUUUGAGAAUGUCAAUGGCUGCAGGACAGCUGACAAGACAACGUCACAAACGGUUGGAGGUGCACAGUGUGAUUCAGGUGCGAAUUUCGAGGUUGACCAGUCGGUGUUUGAGAUCCCCAAAUCUUACCACAUCCAAGAUGACGGUAGGAACAUACAUGUGCAGGACGAAGAUAACGAGAUCAUGCAGUUUGCCAUUCAGCAGAGUUUGUUGGAAUCCGGUGGAAAUAAAGAAGUGGGGGUGCAUUCCAAUGGAGCAGUUGCCUAUUCACAGGACUUCAAUAUACAGUAUCAGAGGGCACUGCAGGAGAGCUAUCUAACAAGCUCAGGUAACUCACACGGCAGCACCCCUAGCGAACCUUCCAGUUUUGAAAAGGACUUACAGCUUGCCAUGGAGUUGUCUGUCCGAGAGCAGGAGGAACGGGAGAAGCAACGUCGUGAAGAGGAAGAUGCAGAGCUUCAGCAAGUUUUACAGCUUUCUCUUGUGGAAAAAUAACUCCUUAGCGAUCUCCUGAAAUAGGGUUGACCAAAUCUGCAUAAAACUGAAGGCUUUCAGAGCUAUCAGUCUGAAGACCUCUCCUGGAUUGCUUAAGUAAACAUUUCAUCUGCCUUCUAAGUCGGCAUCAUCAGCUACAAAAAAAGCUGAUUUAUUUUUGUUUGAGGGAGUUUCAGAUCAUGGGACUCUGCGUUUGGCUCCCCAGUCAUGCAGUCUCAGCUUUGAAGGAAAGGUUUUUAUCUAAAGAAAAGGUAUUUAUUGAAGAGCAGAUGGAAAUUUUGCUUAGCAUCAGGGCAUAGGAUUGCAGUAAAGCUUGAAAACCUGAUUUAUGGGGGAGUUCAGGAGGGAAACUUCAUUAACUUACCAAAGAAAUACACAUCCGCUUAGUCAUUUCUGAAUAAUUCAAAGCCAUUGGUUGCUUCUUCCAGUUGUUACGUGGAAGAGUAUCUAUAUGCAUAUACACACAUGCGGUAGUUCUUCAUGCUGACAGAUGUUUUCUGUUAGUUUUGUUUAUAUGUGAUUAUCUCUUCUCUAGUUACUGAGAUUUUAUCACGUGCUCCUGCUUAAGAGGGAUAAUUUUAUACUUGAACAGCUAAUCCAAGUCAAGAUUAAACUAGUGCUUUUUUGAAAAAGGACAAAACACGUAGCCAGUAAAAUUUUAGAUCCUAAAACGGGACCAUCUGUCCAGUAAAGUAGCAGUUUCUGCAGUGAUUCAAAACCAGCCAGUUCCGGUAGUCAGAGGGCAGCAAGAAAAGCGAUAGAUACAGGUGCUUCUUCGCGAUCACUUGGUGUGUGUGCAUGGGUGCGUGCCUGCGUGUGGGUGCUAAAUUCAAAUAGAAAAGAAUUCAGGUGAAAUUUUAAUGUAUACUUAUUGGAAGAUAAGUUUUAAUUCUGUCAUCUGAAAGGGAAACGUGUGUUGCUUUUUAAAAUUCAAAUGCUCAUCCUUCAUGUGAAUGCAUAUAUUUUUUUAUCUGAGUAUUUUUAUUGAUUUUAAAACAAGCCAAUAUGACUACGCUCAUAAAAAUGGUAUUGUAACAGAUCACAAGUAUGUUUUAACCAGCUUUCCUCAGGUCUGUCGUCAUACGAUAUAUUUGUAGCUAUUUUACCUGCACUUCUGCCAGCGUUUACAGUACUUACACUGUGACUCUCAAGUGCACUCCACAAGUACACAAUGUACAUCCACGGGAAAGCCUUAUAGUAGCUAAAUGUGAGCAAUAUUCCUCGGUUCUGGCUGGCAGAAGUGUGGAAAAAAUCUAUGGUACACAUGGUCUGACCUUGCUACCUAAUCCUGCACUUGUUCCUUGGGCAAAACAGGGCGGUUCUGUGUGACCAACUAUUAACCAGGAUAAAAAUAAUGAUAAAAUGGACUUGAUCAUAACCAGUGAGAUAGUUGGUAACUUGGAACCCUAUUUUAAACCAAUAAUCCAUUGUUUUACAUAGCAAAUGAUUAAAAUUCCUUCAGCGUACACUAGAACUGGUAGGUCUGCACCGUUUUUGUUUAAUGAUACAGCUUGCGUCCCUAAAUAGCUUAUUUGGUGUUUGCAGGAAGGGUGACUGUCUUGCACAGCGGCAGUGGUCUAUGUUGGAAUUGCAUCUUUCCUUGAAAAGGGGAUUACUGUGACUUUCGCAGUUGAAAAAAAGGGAAUAAGCUUUGCCUUGAGCUCUUGACAAAGUUGUGAGGUAGGAGAUGAAACUGUGGUUUUUUCCUCCAGUGGAAAUAAAGAGUGCUGUUGCCUUUAUAAAACCAGCUGUCUGG
This is a messenger RNA of Chroicocephalus ridibundus (black-headed gull), 4031 nucleotides long. RefSeq names its product ankyrin repeat domain 13A (gene ANKRD13A). NCBI's taxonomy places the organism in Eukaryota, Metazoa, Chordata, Aves, Charadriiformes, Laridae. Gene Ontology annotation, cellular component: cytoplasm. The transcript is spliced from 17 exons. Bases 767 to 2275 code for a protein of 502 amino acids. Gene Ontology annotation, molecular function: protein binding. The record is from RefSeq and is a predicted model, not a curated record.